Messenger RNA from Neopelma chrysocephalum (saffron-crested tyrant-manakin), 1654 nucleotides. It is a transcript of the gene CPOX, whose product is annotated as coproporphyrinogen oxidase. Gene Ontology annotation, cellular component: cytoplasm; mitochondrial intermembrane space. Lineage: Eukaryota; Metazoa; Chordata; Aves; Passeriformes; Pipridae. Gene Ontology annotation, molecular function: coproporphyrinogen oxidase activity. Bases 9 to 1220 code for a protein of 403 amino acids. The transcript is spliced from 7 exons. The record is from RefSeq and is a predicted model, not a curated record.
UGCCGGUCAUGGCGGCGGCAGCGCGGCUGUUCCGCGGGGUUGUCCGCGGCCCGUCCGCCCUCGCUCUUGCCCGGGCGCUGAGCUCCGCGCCGUCGGGGCCGGCGGGCCGGGGAGGACGGCGGGCCGCGCUGGCGGCCGCGGGGGCGCUGGGUGGGCUCGGGCUGGCGCUGGGGCUGUGGCGGCGGCAGACCGCGCUGGCGGCGUCCCGGGAGGACGAGGAGGACAAGGAGCUGCGGCAGCGGUUCAUGGCGCCGCCCGUGAGCGGGCUGCGGGAGCUGCGGCGGCGGCGGCGGGAGCUGCGGAGCCGCAUGGAGCUGCUCAUCAUGGAGACGCAGGCGGAGGUGUGCCGCGCCCUGGCCGCGCUGGACCCCGGCGCCUCCUUCUCCGUCGACACCUGGGAGAGGAAGGAAGGCGGAGGCGGCAUCAGCUGCGUACUGCAGGACGGCGAGGUCUUCGAGAAGGCGGGUGUGAAUGUGUCCGUCGUGUCCGGGCUCCUGUCCGAGGAGGCAGCGCGGCAGAUGCGGAGCAGGGGGAAGUCUCUGAAGGCCAAGGACGGGAAGCUGCCUUUUUGCGCCAUGGGUGUGAGCUCCGUUAUCCAUCCAAAGAACCCUCAUGUUCCAACCAUGCACUUCAACUACAGAUACUUUGAAAUCGAAGAAGCAGAUGGAACUAAGCAGUGGUGGUUUGGUGGUGGGACUGACCUCACUCCAACUUACCUUAAUGAAGAGGAUGCCGUUCAUUUUCACAAGACUCUGAAAGAAGCCUGUGACAAGCACGAUCUGAAGCUGUAUCCCAAGUACAAGAAAUGGUGUGAUGACUACUUCUAUAUCAAGCACCGUGGCGAGCGAAGAGGGAUUGGAGGCAUAUUCUUUGACGACGUGGACUCUCCCUCCAAGGAGGAAGUGUUCCAGUUUGUGAAGAGUUGUGCCAAAGCUGUUGUGCCUUGUUACAUUCCCAUUGUGAAAAAGCACCGCCAUGACUCCUUCACGCCAGAGGAAAAGUUAUGGCAGCAGCUUCGGAGAGGACGGUACGUAGAGUUCAACUUGGUUUAUGACAGAGGUACAAAGUUUGGCCUCCUGACACCAGGAUCAAGGAUCGAAAGCAUUCUUAUGUCUCUGCCCCUGACUGCAAGGUGGGAGUACAUGCACACCCCGCCAGAGAGCUCCAAAGAAGCAGAAAUCCUGGAGGUUCUGCGAAAUCCCAAAGACUGGGUGCACUGACACGGAUCAUGAAGAAGAUGGAUUGCUCACACUGAGCCAUUUGAGAGAACGGGAACGCCUGCAAACCAGCUCGUUCGCACUGCUGUUGCAUGGCGUUUCAUUGUGUCUAUUUAUAUCUUGCCUGGUGCCUUAAUUAUGGUGUAGACUUGCAAAUAUGUGAACUCACUCUUUUCGAUUGAUGGGCUAAUAUUGUCACCCCCUGUUGCUGUUGCCUUGUGAAGGACUGGUGAUGGCCUCACAGGGCUACUGUGCAUGUUUUAGGACUUUCUCAACUCAUGUGAUUGACUGCAAAAUGGCAAAUUACUGUGAAGUGUUCUCCCAGUGAAAUGAAAGCAUUAUCUGUGCCUGAAUAGCACUGCUUACCCUUAGAAAAUGUUUGGAUGCUUAAACACAUUUUUGUAAAGAAUAAAGGGAAUAUUUGAUAUGAUUUUAAA